This is a messenger RNA of Papaver somniferum (opium poppy), 4429 nucleotides long. RefSeq lists its product as uncharacterized. NCBI's taxonomy places the organism in Eukaryota, Viridiplantae, Streptophyta, Magnoliopsida, Ranunculales, Papaveraceae. The coding region runs from base 206 to 3820 and encodes 1204 amino acids. The record is from RefSeq and is a predicted model, not a curated record. The transcript has 27 exons. Gene Ontology annotation, molecular function: protein binding.
GAAAUAGGAAAAAAAAACAUCAGCGAGAGACUACUCAUCUCUCAACAACAAGAACAGUUGGAAAAUAUUUUUAGAAAAAAAUUAGAAAGAAACCCAUCACUUUCCCGCUGGAUCUCUCGUUAACUCUUCUCCGAAACGGAGACGGAUACAAUUUGCCCUAAUUUGUUUCCCGAGUUGGGCAGAUCAGCUUCCUUAAUCUGCAUCCAUGGCUACGGAUGCUUCGGGGACAACACUUAUGGAUCUUAUCACUUCAGAUCCUUCAUCUGCCCCCGCAUCUACGUCAUCAACAACGCCAUCCAUCCUUGGGAAACCGGCUCAGAAGCCAGUGCCAACAGAGAAGAGGUCUAAAAGGGGCACCUUGAUGCAGAUACAAAGCGAUACCAUGGCAGUAGCCAAAGCUUUAAAUCCUGUGAGAACAAAUAUGACAAGCAAACAGAAGAGAAAGCCGGUUUCAUAUGCACAGCUUGCUAGGAGUAUUCACGAACUUGCCGCUUCGUCAGAUCAGAAAAGCUCCCAGAAGCAGUUAGUGCAUCAUGUGUUCCCCAAACUUGCUGUAUAUAACUCAGUGGACCCUUCUGUAGCACCAUCUCUUCUCAUGCUUGAUCAGCAGUGCGAGGACAGAAAUGUUCUACGCUAUGUUUAUUACUACUUGGCGAGGAUUUUAUCAGAUACUGGUUCACAGGGUUUAAGCGCAGGUGGUGGGAUUCCUACACCAAACUGGGAUGCUCUUGCGGACAUUGAUGCUGGUGGUGGGGUUACUAGAGCAGAUGUUGUACCUCGAAUUGUAAAUCAGCUUACGACAGAGUCAUUAAAUGAAGAUGUUGAAUUUCAUGCUCGAAGAAUUGCUGCUUUGAAAGCCCUCACAUACGCACCAUCAAGCAGCACCGAGAUUUUGACCCAAUUAUAUGAAAUUGUGUUUGGUAUCCUUGAGAAGGUUGGUGAUACAAAACAAAAGAGGAAGAAGGGAAUAUUUGGUACAAAAGGUGGUGAUAAAGAGUUUGUUAUACGGAGUAAUCUGCAAUACGCUGCACUCAGUGCUUUGAGAAGACUUCCUCUAGACCCUGGGAAUCCAGCUUUCCUUCACCGUGCUGUACAGGGUGUAUCAUUUGCUGAUCCAGUUGCUGUGAGGCAUGCUCUGGCAAUGAUUUCUGAGUUGGCCACUAAAGAUCCUUAUUCUGUUGCGAUGGCUUUGGGAAAACUUGUUCUCCCUGGAGGGGCUUUGCAGGAUGUUCUCCAUCUGCACGAUGUCCUUGCAAGAGUCUCUCUUGCCAGAUUGUGCCACACCAUAUCUAGAGCUCGUGCGUUAGAUGAGAGACCUGACAUUAAAUCUCAAUUUGCCUCCGUGCUCUACCAACUUCUUCUGGAUCCUAGUGAAAGAGUUUGUUUUGAAGCUAUUCUUUGUGUAUUGGGCAAAUUCGAUAACACGGAGAACACGGAAGAACGUGCUGCUGGAUGGUACCGGUUGACCAGAGAAAUUCUCAAGCUGCCAGAGGCACCGUCUGUGUCAUCAAAGGAUGGUGAGUCCAAAGAUGGUCUCCCACCAAAGCCUGUCAAAGAGAAAGCUUCUCAGAAAACAAGGCGCCCACAGCCUCUUGUAAAACUUGUAAUGAGAAGACUUGAAAGUUCUUUUAGAAGUUUCUCGAGGCCUGUACUUCAUGCUGCAUCAAGAGUUGUGCAGGAGAUGGGGAAGAGUCGGGCUGCUGCAUUUGCAUUAGGCAUCCAAGACAUCGACGAAGGAGCACAUCUGAAUGAAAGUGUAGAGUACAUUGACGAGGAUAUCAAUCCACUAGCUGAAGCUCCCCGGAAGUCUUCUUCAUUAUCCAAUGGGGCAGGAGGCAAGGAUACAAUUGCUAGUUUAUUAGCUUCAUUAAUGGAAGUUGUGCGAACUACUGUAGCAUGCGAGUGUGUUUAUGUUAGAGCAAUGGUGAUAAAAGCAUUGAUCUGGAUGCAAAGUCCAUAUGAAUCUUUUGAAGAACUAGAAUCUAUAAUUGCGUCAGAGCUUUCUGAUCCAGCUUGGCCUGCAACACUCUUGAAUGAUAUCUUGCUCACUUUGCAUGCUCGGUUUAAGGCAACACCAGACAUGGCUGUCACUCUUCUUGAAAUUGCGAGAAUUUUUGCAACGAAAGUUCCCGGAAAGAUUGACGCCGAUGUGUUGCAGUUGCUAUGGAAAACUUGCCUUGUUGGAGCUGGGCCAGAUGGAAAACACACAGCUUUGGAAGCCGUAACGAUAGUUCUUGAUCUUCCACCACCACAACCUGGGUCGCUGUCUGGAAUUACAUCCAUAGACAGGGUUUCUGCGUCUGAUCCUAAGUCGGCUUUAGCAUUACAGAGAUUAGUACUGGCCGCAGUAUGGUUCCUUGGAGAAAACGCAAACUAUGCUGCAUCUGAGUACGCAUGGGAGUCUGCAACCCCUCCUGGAACUGCGCUGAUGAUGCUAGACGCAGAUAAAAUGGUUGCUGCUGCCAGUUCUCGGAAUCCUACUCUAGCUGGUGCGCUGACUCGGCUACAAAGGUGUGCGUCCAGUGGGGGCUGGGAGGUUCGCAUCAUUGCUGCUCAAGCGCUUACAACUAUUGCGAUAAGGUCUGGCGAGCCUUUCAGGUUACAGAUAUAUGAAUUCUUGAAUGCUCUAGCACAAGGUGGGGUGCAAUCUCAAUAUUUAGAUAUGUAUGUAAGUAAUGGCGAAGAUCAAGGGGCGAGUGGUACUGGUCUAGGAUCCUUAAUAAGUCCCAUGAUCAAGGUUCUUGAUGAAAUGUAUAAAGAACAAGAUGAAUUGAGCAAAGAAAUACAUAAUCAUGAUAACACAAAAAAGGAGUGGACAGAUGAGGAACUCAAGAAAUUGUAUGAGACUCAUGAGAAGUUGCUUGAUCUGGUUUCAUUGUUUUGUUAUGUUCCAAGAGCAAAAUAUCUGCCGCUUGGGCCAACAAGUGCGAAGCUUAUUGACAUAUAUCGUACCCGACACAACAUAAGUGCAUCAACUGGUUUGAACGAUCCAGCUGUUGCUACGGGAAUCUCUGAAUUAAUUUAUGAAACUACUAAAGAAGCAGCAAAGGAGCCGGAUGCGCUUGAUGAUGACCUAGUAAACGCGUGGGCUGCAAAUUUAGGCGAUGAUGGUUUGUGGGGAAAGAAUGCACCAGCAAUGAGCAGGGUAAAUGAAUUCCUUGCUGGCGCUGGAACUGAUGCUCCAGAUGUUGAAGAGGAGCAUUAUACCUCUAGGCCAUCAGUUAGCUACGAUGAUAUGUGGGCCAAGACACUUCUAGAACCUUCAGAGAUGGAGGAAGAAGAUGCAAGGUCAUAUUGGUCAUCAUCUCCCGAGUCGACAGGAUCGGUGGAGACUUCUAUAUCAUCUCAUUUUGGUGGCAUGAACUACCCCUCUUUGUUUAGCUCAAAACCAUCAGGAUUGUCGUCGCAGCCCUCGGAUAGGUCAUCAGGACCAGCUGCUAGCAGAUUUAGCAACCCUUCUUACAGUACUCCAUCAAUAUACGAGAGUCCAGUAUCUCCGGUUAGAGAAGACCCUCCAUCAUAUUCAUCAUCAGUUAUGCAGCGAUUCGAGUCGUUUGAGAAUCCUCUGGCGGGACGUGGAGCACAGAGUUUCGGAUCCCAUGAAGAUGAUGAUGAGCCUGCUUCCUCACAAAGUUCACAAUUCGGGAAAGCAUUAUAUGACUUCACUGCCGGUGGUGAUGAUGAGCUAAACCUGACAGCAGGAGAGGAUCUCGAAAUCGAUUAUGAGGUGGACGGUUGGUUCUAUGUGAAGAAGAAAAAACCUGGAAGGGAUGGCAAAAUGUCUGGGUUGGUACCUGUCCUCUACGUCAGCCAAUCUUGACAUUAUCUAUCUAUCUGAUUCUAUAAAUAUUUCAUAAGUUCGAUCCCUCUUGCUUCCACUACCCUUUACCAUGACUCUUCUCAAUUCCCCGUGCUCUCUAGGAUAUAUGUGAUCAUUCAGGAGUUCUAACUGGAGAGCUGUAUCUUGCAGUUUCUUUAGUAAUGAGAAAUAACCUUGAGAGUUAAGAUGAUUUAGUGCCAAAUUCUUUAGGGUGGGCCUUAUCUUUAAAUCCCUUGGUCAAAGAGUAUAAUUGUGUGUAUUAUUUUAGAAAUUAUAGCCAACAACACUUUUCAUGUCGAGAUUAAAGGUAGUUCUUGUGGUAAGUUGAGUUACUGUCGUCCCUGUAUGCUUAGGUGGGGAAAUUUAGUAAGUGGUGAUCAAUGAAUAUAUAGGGCUGAUCACAACCCAGAAGGAAAGAAAGUUGAGGAUAUUUGAGGGUGCAAUUUGGAAUUUGCAGACUGCUAAUUUUGGCGAAUGUAACAUUCUUGUAUUUUGUGUUGGGUUUUUGUUUUUGUUUUUAUUCUUGGUCAUGGGUGUUUUUAUGGUACAUAUUUGUUCUUUUUCAUUUAUAAUCAAUGGUGUUUUUCCUUCGAGGUCCUUUGAACGUGA